AUGACCUUAACAAUAGAACAAGAGGUCGAACGGGUCUGGCACGCUAAAAAGACGCUCAUGACUACCCUGUUUUUCCUGAACCGCUACAUUCCGCCCAUUGCUUUCGCGGUCGACGUUUACGGGGAAUAUUUUGCCCCAUCAGCAGCGACAGCAGUACGUGACAUUAAAAUAUUUUACUGCAAAGGCCAUCUCUUUCAGGUUCUCAUGCUCGAUCUUGUUGAAGUCGGGUUCAUUGAAUGCACCCUGAUCAUAUGCACGCACGCGCUGUUCCGCAAACGACUACUGUUAUGGUUUCUUAUUUUUCUAAGUGUCAUCGCGGCAAUCAUGAACCUUGUAUGCUUUGCUGUAUUCCUUCCUCGGUGUGAGAGCUGGACCAUCGGGGUUUACCUUGGGAUUGGAGGCUGCUUAGGCGUCUGCUCUGAGGAUCUCUUCUAUGUCAUCCUCACCGCCUCCUGGAUACCCCUUCUACUACUGGAAAUAUUAACCUUUGUCCUCACGGCAUGGAAAUCGUAUCAAUCAUUGUCUCCAUACAGUACCUCCUGGACAAAGCGGGUCAUUCGGACUAUCAUGCGAGAUCGUUUGAUUUACUUCAUCGCGAUCAUCGGUAUCACAGUUUUGAACUUCCUCGCGAUGUGGGCGAUGACAGUUCCUAUCACACCAUAUACGGUUGUCGCUCUUCAAAAGGGGCUACAGCCUGCCAUUUGCACAAGGCUGUUACUCGAUGUACGGGAGGCGGCGGACGCCGAGGAUGAAAAAGAGAAGAAUGAGGGUUCCGGUCUUGGAUCGAUCGCCUUUCGUGCACCGGAAGUAUCCCAGCAGUCGGAAAGCUAUUCUUCAAUGACCCGUAGCCCGCCUUGCCACUCUGGAGUCUUCAAACCUUUUCUUCCACAAACUCGGAGACUUACCACGGAUCGACCUCUUCCAAUUCACUUUUUCACUACUGAUCAAGAGCUACGAUGCUGUUUCACGGAGGACGACACAAGACCAACGCAAGAUUUGCGAAUGAUGAAUUCGGAAUACCUGUGUUUGACUGAGCCACGUUAUCCAGUCGAUGCCCGGAAUUCUGAGUCUGACAAGAUAAUCACUCGCAUGUCUUCCUUUCAACCCCAUAUCAGCGGUUCAAUGGCAUCCCAGCCUUUGGUAUCUGGUACUCCAAUCCUUUGUGCAUUAGACGUUGGUGAUCGCUUCGAAAGACAACGGGAAACGCAAAGAGCGGAGGAAAUAGCCAAGGAAGAAGAAAGGCUGGAGCCUAGUAUCGCGUCGCUGAACCAAUACAACCCACCCCCACCAUCGCCCAUUCGCACUCCUUCUAACCUUGCUGGCGUCUGUCAACGUAAGGAUCUUAUCCCCGAGAGCCUUCUCUGCCUCUGGACGAAACCGAUCUUCUCUCUCCAAGCCGAUAUUCCAGACUGUGGCGGACUUGGAGGUCGGAACUUCGGAGCCGAAUGGCCCAGUUUUGACGAAGAGAGGAACAAAGCACGGGCACUUAACGACGUGCUCGUACUUCAUUCUACGCGGUGCAAGUUGAUCGACUUCAAUCUUCUCCGCGACUUCUCGCUGCCAUCCGUCUCGAAAGACCUCGCCCCCAGUAUGCCGACGCCGCUCUCUCUCUCGCUCAAGUGCGAUAUGGACGUUGCAGAACCUUCGCCUCAGUGGUACACAAUCGGCGAGCUUGAGGCCGCGAACAAGAUUGUCGCACCGCUCUUUCAGGCGCUCUGCCUAGCUCAUCAACAUCGACCUGCCCUACCUAGAUCCCGACAUUUCGCUCCCGGAGCGUCUCCGAACGGGCACCUUCUCAAUGGACGAGCCGACUACCUGGGCUCCACGGCGGAGGCGGUCGAAGCGCUCUGCAAAUCUAAGAGCCUUACAGAGCCUGGAUCAACUGGCGUUUACUGGACCCCAGUGGAUGGGUUGGGUCCGUGGAUCCCUGGAGAGCACAGGAGGUGGUUUUUGGGCCUGCAAAUUGGCCCACCAUUCCUGGGUGGCGAUAGCGUAAAUUUGGAAUAA
Cyclocybe aegerita is the source of this 2007-nucleotide messenger RNA. Lineage: Eukaryota; Fungi; Basidiomycota; Agaricomycetes; Agaricales; Hemipholiotaceae. The record is from the annotation of a GenBank genome assembly.